Molecule: messenger RNA, 858 nt
Organism: Juglans regia (Persian walnut)
Lineage: Eukaryota; Viridiplantae; Streptophyta; Magnoliopsida; Fagales; Juglandaceae
Exons: 5
Coding region: 49-660 (203 amino acids)
Source: RefSeq, a predicted model, not a curated record
GAAAAAUGUGAGCCAAGAACGGAGUGGUUAAAGUAACAACAGACCCAGAUGAGUUCCUGCUCUUCCAUGGCUUCCCUUCUCAGUCCACGUCCUACGGCAUCUCUCCUACACAAGGUGAAUCGCGUGAGUUCCAUUACGUCUACAAUCACACAACCCAAAGCUCAUCUGACUUUUGUGAAAAAUGAAAGAUUGCACCGGCUUAGUUUCAUGACAAAUGCUAAGAUGGCUGUUGAAGGGGAAGUGCUGGAGAAAGAGUCAGUCAGUGUCGAUGGCAAAGAUUAUGGAGUUGUUAGUGUCCACCAUGUUGGAAUUCUGUGUGAAAACCUUGAGAGGUCACUCGAGUUCUAUCAGAAUGUUCUGGGUCUUGAAAUAAAUGAGGCAAGGCCAGAUGAUAAGCUCCCUUAUAGAGGUGCUUGGUUGUGGGUGGGUUCUGAGAUGAUUCAUUUGAUGGAGCUUCCCAAUCCAGACCCCUUAACUGGACGGCCUCAACAUGGUGGCCGGGAUCGUCAUACUUGUAUUGCUAUUAGAGAUGUGUCUAAGCUAAAAACAAUCCUUGAUAAAGCUGGUAUUCCCUACACACUUAGCCGCUCUGGGAGGCCAGCAAUUUUUACACGAGAUCCGGACGCAAAUGCUCUAGAAUUUACUCAAGUGGAUGUCUGAAACAUUUGAACCAUCAAUGAAAAACGCAUUUGAAUGGAGCAUUAAUCUUUGGCAGGUAUUCUCUUGGUGGCCCAGGAAUACCCCCAUAUUAUCUUUAUGUAAUCUAUGAUACACAGCAACUACAUGUACAGGUAUUCAAAAAAUAAAUGUAUACCCCCCAACCAUGGUUUUCUAAGCCCUCGGUUCUACAAUUUGCUA